AUGAUAGAUGUGUACCACUUGACAGAGCUUGAAGAGGGAGUGUUCAACAACCUAACUCAGCUUCAGGCAAUAUAUAUCAGUCGAGCCCCACAACUAAAAAAUGUGUCUCCUCAUCUAUUCAACGUGGAGCUGAAAAGUUUAAAGAUUAUACGUAUAGUGCACUCAGGUCUGGUAGUUCUCCCAGCAAUGCAUUUUCUCAGGACAUCGGCGCCUCUUCACAUGGUAGACUUCGAUAACAAUCGCAUAACCAGUAUUAGAACGAAUGAGGUUAAAUUAAAAGCAGAGCAAUUGUUACUGAAUUACAACUCUCUUGAAUAUAUCGAAAGCCACGGGUUCAACGCUUCUCAAAUAGCUAAACUAGCUUUCAAAGGAAAUAGAAAUCUACACUGGCUGCACAAGGACUGCUUCAAAGGGCUUCAAAGUUUGCGACACAUAGACCUGUCAGAGACCGCCAUACGUCGGCUUCCCACUGUAGGACUGCAGGAGUUGGACGAGCUGCGUCUCCUAGACACCCCGGCACUCAAGGUCUUCCCCUCCGUGUUCCACUUCAAGUAUAUAAGAGAGGUGUCCCUUACGUACCCAUACCAUUGCUGCGCCUUCCAGUUCCCCGCUACACACCAUCCUCAGGAAUAUGAAAAACACCAGAGGUUCCUACGUGAGUUUAGCAAGAACUGCACUAUGGGAUCACGACCUCUAGAGGACAGUCAGUGGGGUCUGGGAGCUCACACUUCUACAGAUCACCUUGGGAUGUUACAAGACGGUUCUGUGUGCAUUGUAAAUGUAUGUUUGAUGCAGAGGUUCCUACGUGAGUUUAGCAAGAACUGCACUAUGGGAUCGCGACCUGUAGAGGACAGUCAGUGGGGUCUGGGUGCUCACACUUCUACAGAUCACCUUGGGAUGUUCCAUGACGGAGUGACAGUACAGCCAGGGCGGCGGAUGCAGGCUCUUUGUGGUAACCUAUCCAAGAACUACCGGGAGGUUCGGUGUGUACCAGCGCCAGACGCAUUCAACCCCUGCGAGGACCUGAUGGGCAACUGGGCCCUCCGGGUCGCCGUGUGGCUCGUGGCCGUAGCAGCGCUACUGGGGAACAUCACCGUGCUGCUGGUGCUCGGCAGUAGUAGGUUUCGCAUGACGGUGCCCAAGUUCCUGAUGUGCCACCUCGCCGUGGCCGACCUCUGCAUGGGACUGUACCUUCUGAUGAUUGCUGCUGUGGACUCUCGCUCUAUUGGAGAUUACUUCAACUAUGCCAUCGACUGGCAAAAUGGCCUUGGUUGUCAGGUAGCUGGAGCUUUGACCGUGUUCGCCAGACAACUGUCCAUCUACACUCUGACCGUGAUAACUAUAGAGCGAUGGUACACCAUCACAUACGCAAUGCAUCUCAACAAGCGGCUGAACCUACCUUGCGCCUGCAAGAUCAUGGUGUGUGGCUGGGCCUACGCCCUCCUCAUGGCUGUCUGUCCCCUGCUGGGCAUCAGCGGCUACUCCAAGACUAGUAUCUGCCUUCCAUUAGAGAACUUGAAGCCGUGGGACUUGGUGUACUUGGUGGUGCUGCUGGCAUUCAACGGUGUGGCUUUCUGGGUGGUGGUGGUCUGCUACGGCCGCAUGUACUGCGCCAUCCGCGGCGGCCAGGACAGCGUCGCGGCGCUGACACGUUCAGACAUGACCGUCGCCAAGCGCAUGGCACUCCUAGUCUUCACCGACUUCGCUUGUUGGGCUCCGAUCGCCUUCUUUGGCGUCACGGCACUCGCUGGUUAUCCACUCAUAGACGUAUCAAACACUAAGAUACUCCUAGUAUUCUUCUACCCUCUGAACUCCUGCGCCAACCCGUACCUGUACGCGCUGCUGACUCAGCAAUACCGUCGCGACCUGUUCGUCCUCCUCAGCAGGUACGGGCUGUGCUCGAACACCGCGGCGAAGUACAAGGACCCGCUGGAGAUGGCUCGUGCUGGAGGGUUCCAGAGAGUGUCAGUGCCUGGGGGGUCUGCUCCUCACCUCCACCGAGGGUCCGUCCUCACCACCAUCACUUGUCUGGACUCUACCACACCCGGGGGGCGCCUCGUCCACCCCUCCAACCCACCGAUACACAAAAUCAGCAUUUCUUAAA
Messenger RNA from Macrosteles quadrilineatus (aster leafhopper), 2104 nucleotides. Its product is annotated as thyrotropin receptor-like. Bases 1 to 2103 code for a protein of 700 amino acids. Gene Ontology annotation, cellular component: membrane. Gene Ontology annotation, molecular function: protein-hormone receptor activity; protein binding; G protein-coupled receptor activity. NCBI's taxonomy places the organism in Eukaryota, Metazoa, Arthropoda, Insecta, Hemiptera, Cicadellidae. The record is from RefSeq and is a predicted model, not a curated record. Gene Ontology annotation, biological process: G protein-coupled receptor signaling pathway. The transcript is spliced from 14 exons.